UCCUACCAAGAUCUCGCGGGGUCACGUGACGCCGCAUUAGCUCGCUGCUGACUCUGCUAUGUUCGCGCCAACGUUUUAGAAAUGCCUAAUUUCUCGAUUUCCUCGGUGCGUCUCGUCGGCGGGACGCGGCGCGUCCGUCCGGAGACCCGUUUUCAUCGACGCCCGGCGAGAACUUUGACUGCGAAAACGGGCCCGCGCGUCACGUGACCAGCAUGCGGCUGGAGCGAUUGAUAAAAAAAGAUGGCGUGAGCUCAGCGGAGCGAACAGGACAACAAACCGCCGAACCGGAGCGGCGAGAGUGGCUGCUGGACUGUCAAAUGGAUCCUGGUCAGGAUUUACUUCUCGCUGCCCUGAGUGAGAGUGGAAUUUGUCCAAAUGAUUUUGGCCUGUUUGAUGUUGAUUCUCAGGACACUGCACAGCCCUCUACAGCCCAGCAAUCCAUCUCUAUCAGUGCCCUGGAUGUCGGCGGGGGGGCAGAGUCGGUGGAAGUUGUACGAAGUGAGCCUCCAGCUCCAGUCCCUAUAGUUACUAUCAGGCACAAACCUCAGCCAUCGACCACCACGUUUGUCUUAAAUCAGCUGAAUCAGUUGCCGUCACUUGGAAGUAAUGCGACCAAACAAUGUGUUGCAAACCCCAUCAAACACACCAUAACGGUCACCAAAGUGGUCCAUGUGACUAACUCGGCCCUGCGAGGAUGUUCGAGCCCCUCCAUCACAACUACUCCUUCGUCAGCGUCCACGUUAGUGCCUUCUAACCGAGAGCAGCAGAUUCAGUUGAAAGACCUCCUUCGCUCCGGCAAUGUGAAGAGCGCGGGUCUGAAGGGCAACAGCCUGAUGGAGCUCAUGAGGCUAAAGCCUCCACCCAACAUUGCUCCACCAGUAGCAACGGCAACAGCCACAGGUGAAGUGAACAAUGGGAUCAAGAAGGAAGUUUUUGGUAAAGAUGCUGCCAGGAUCUGGAUUAAUGAUGACAUCAAAAUGCAACCCUUCCCGCACUCUCUGAAAAUCCCCGGGAUGAAAGAGGAGGAUGAGCCUGAGGAGGAAGAGGAGGACGAACUGGGCCACGCAGAGACGUAUGCAGAGUACAUGCCAAUGAAAUUGAAGAUCGGCCAGCGGCAUCCCGAUCCCGUGGUGGAGACCAGCUCGCUGUCCAGUGUCAACCCUCCAGACGUGUGGUACAGACUGUCCAUCUCGGAGGAAGUCAUCGAUCGAGGCUGCCUGUCGGCUCUGCAGCUGGAGGCAAUAACGUACGCGGCUCAGCAACAUGAGACAUUCCUCCCCAGCGGUGAUCGGGCCGCUUAUUUAAUCGGGGACGGUGCCGGUGUGGGGAAAGGUCGGACCAUUGCAGGGGUCAUCUACGAGAACUACCUUUUAGGCAGGAAGAGAUCUCUCUGGUUUAGUGUUUCUAACGACUUGAAGUACGACGCUGAGAGGGAUCUAAGGGACAUCGGAGCCAAAAACAUCCAGGUUCACUCGCUGAACAAGUUCAAAUACGGGAAGAUUUCCUCAAAACACAACGGGAGCGUGAAGAAAGGUGUGAUAUUCGCCACCUACUCUUCUUUGAUCGGAGAGAGCCAAUCAGGAGGCAAGUACAAGACCAGAUUCCAGCAGCUUCUCCACUGGUGCGGCGAGGACUUCGACGGAGUCAUUGUGUAUGACGAGUGUCACAAAGCCAAAAACGUGUGUCCAAUCGGAUCGUCCAAACCGACCAAAACCGGGCUUGCGGUGUUGGAACUGCAGAACAAGCUCCCCAAGGCUCGGGUCGUGUAUGCCAGCGCUACAGGUGCCUCUGAACCGCGGAAUAUGGCCUACAUGAACCGCCUGGGCAUCUGGGGCCAUAAAACGCCCUUCAGAGAGUUUGGCAACUUUAUCCAAGCUGUUGAGCGCAGAGGCGUUGGCGCCAUGGAGAUAGUAGCCAUGGACAUGAAGCUCAGGGGGAUGUACAUUGCCAGGCAGUUGAGUUUUACUGGUGUGACGUUUAAGAUUGAGGAAGUUCCCCUGACUCAGCAGUACAUCAACAUGUACAACAAGUCUGUGAGGCUGUGGGUGAGUGCCCGGGAGCGGUUCCAGCAGGCGGCGAACCUGAUGGACGCCGAGCAGCGCAUGAAGAAGUCCAUGUGGGGCCAGUUCUGGUCCGCUCACCAGCGGUUCUUCAAAUACCUCUGCAUCGCCUCCAAGGUCCGCCGAGUGGUGCAGCUGGCCAGAGAGGAGGUCCAAAACGGGAAGUGUGUGGUCAUCGGUCUUCAGUCCACUGGAGAAGCCAGAACGCUGGAGGCCUUGGAGGAAGGAGGAGGAGAACUCAACGACUUUGUGUCCACUGCAAAAGGUGUGCUGCAGUCCCUCAUUGAGAAGCACUUUCCAGCUCCUGACAGACAGAAGCUUUACAGCCUGCUCGGCAUCGACCUCCCGACCAAGAAGGCUCCUGCUGAGCCGCCGUCUCAGCAGGAACAGAAGGGAAAGAAGAGGAAAGGUCCAGAGGUGAAGAAGCAGAAGAAGAAACCCCGCAAGCACGGCGGCCUGUCGGGCACCAGCUCGGACGAGAGCCAAUCAGAGGACUCGGACAGAGAGUCUGUGAAGGACAGCGACGAGAGCGUAAAGUCGCUCAGCUCGGGGGACGAGGACGACGACUUCAACCCGUUCAGAGACGAGUCCGACGACGACGAGGAAGACGAUCCGUGGCUCUUCAGAAAGGAACCGAAGAAAGGGAAAGAGAAGAAGAAGAAAAAGAGGAAGAGGAGCGUUGAUCCCGACUCCAUUCAAAGUGCCUUGUUAGCCUCGGGGCUGGGCUCCACCAGGCCUGCUUUCACCGCCCCCGUUAUGCCCCCCAGCACCCCCACCGCAGUCAAGGCAGAGAGUCAGCUCAGCUGUCUGACGAGCCAGGACGCCGUGGAACACGCCCAGAUGAUGAAGAAAGAGCUGCUGGAGAAACUGGAAGAUCUGGCUGAGGAUCUUCCUCCCAACACUCUGGACGAGCUGAUCGACGAGCUGGGAGGCCCCGAAAACGUAGCUGAGAUGACGGGUCGCAAAGGUCGCGUGGUCAGCAACGACGACGGCAGCAUCACGUACGAGUCCCGCUCCGAGCUGGACGUCCCGGUGGAGAUCCUCAACCUCACAGAGAAGCAGAGGUUCAUGGAUGGAGAGAAGAACAUCGCCAUCAUCUCGGAAGCUGCCAGCUCGGGUAUUUCCCUGCAGGCGGAUCGCCGGGUGAAGAACCAGCGGCGGAGGGUCCACAUGACACUGGAGCUCCCGUGGAGCGCCGACAGAGCGAUCCAGCAGUUCGGGAGAACUCACCGGUCGAACCAGGUCACGGCGCCGGAGUACGUCUUCCUCAUAUCGGAGCUGGCAGGAGAGCAGAGAUUUGCAUCCAUUGUUGCCAAAAGACUAGAAAGCCUGGGGGCUCUCACACACGGAGACAGAAGAGCGACGGAAACUCGAGAUCUCAGCCGGUUCAAUUUUGACAACAAAUACGGAAGAAACGCUCUGGAGAUCGUGAUGAAGUCCAUCGUGAAGCUGGAUUCCCCCCUCGUGUCUCCACCCGCUCACUUUAAAGGAGACUUCUUCAAAGAGAUUCAGAGUGGAUUAAUAGGUGUGGGCCUCAUAAACAUGGAGGACCGGUCUGGCACGAUGUCGCUGGACAAAGACUACAACAACAUGGGGAAGUUCCUCAACCGGAUCUUGGGCAUGGAGGUCCAGCAGCAGAACGCCUUGUUCCAGUACUUCUCCGACACGCUGGCAGCCGUCAUUCUGGAAGCCAAGAAGAGCGGCAGAUACGACAUGGGCAUUCUGGAUCUGGGCAACGGGGACGAGAAGGUGAAGAAAGUGGACUGCAGGAAGUUUCUAACGCCGGGCUACACCACGUCCGGACACGUGGAGCUCUACACCGUGAGUGUGGAGAGGGGGAUGUCCUGGGAGGAGGCCACGCAUGCCUGGGCCGAUCAGAGCGGACCAGACGACGGUUUCUAUGUUCAGAUGAGGAACAACAAGAAAACGGCCAUCCUGGUGAAGGAAGUGAACGCCAAGAAGAGGCUCUUCCUGGUGUACAGGCCCAACACCGGCAGGCAGGUCAAACUGGAGGUCUACGCAGACAUCAAGAAGAAGUUCAAAAAGGUGUUGUCCGAUGACGCCAAGCAGCACUGGAUGGAUCAGUACACGUCGUCGGCUCAGAUCUGCUCCCACGCUUACUGGCGAGGUAACUGCAAGAAGGCGUCGGUGGGGCUGCAGUGCGAGGUCGGCCUGCGCUGUCGGACCUACUACGUCCUGUGCGGCUCGGUGCUCAGCGUGUGGAACGAGCUGGAGGAGGUUCUCACUCCGGUCAGCGGAACCAACGUGAAGGUUCAGAUCGUCAGACUGAGAACGGAAGACGGGCAGAGGAUCGUCGGACUGAUCAUUCCAGCGAACUGCGUGUCUCCGCUGAGCAACAAGCUCUCCACGUCGGACCAGUGCCAGCAGCUCGCCGUGCAGGAGCUCCAGAAGCGCCAGCAGCUCCACCCGCAGAGCCUCUGUCACGCUCCCAGCACAUAGCCUGUGGGGGGGGGCGCCACGCUCAAAGCCCUCCUCGAGUUCACCUCCACGCGAGACCUCCUCCCCGGCGUCUCCUAAAUGUCGCUCUGAGCCGCCGGUCCUCAGACGCGUUGUACAGAGAAAAGAUUUCAGGGUUUUCUUCCUUCUCUUUUGUUUUUUUUAAAUCUCCAGAGACUCUUAUUUUUCACCUAGACGGGCGUUGAUGGGUGAUGUUUUUGUCCUCUGACAUUCAGAGUGGGAAGGUGUGUGACGUAUCGAUGGAGGCCCCCGGGGGGGCCCGUCGAGCUGUCGCCUCCUCUUAGCUGGUCAGCCCUGGACCGCCUGGUAUGAAGCAGAGACUUGUUCCUGGAUCAGACCAAAGGUGGAGGAGACGUCUUUUUGAAGUCUGAUCCCAAAAGUAAACAAACAAACAAAAACAGGCAUUUGAUGCUCCGCUACAAUUCCAUAUUUAUAUACAUCAGUUAGCGGCUCGGACGGGAUUCGGCACUCGUGCAGAGAGAUUCAGUUUGAAGUACGAACCUGAUCGGGAGCCAACAGGAGCCAUUUGUUUUCAUUUCAGGCUGGAUGAUUUUGUUCCUCUUAGUGACGUAGCUCUAAUAAUCCCACUCGCCGUCCUCAGAGUCCUCGUCACGUUCCCGCUGUUAUUGUUCCUCAUGUUGUUACUGGACAUUAAAGGAACAGUUCAACACAAAAUAUAAGUGCACACGUGUCACCUGCAGCUUUAUUCGUCAGUCUAGCUGGUUCUGCUGGGUCCUUCCAGGUGUUCCACAUGUCUGGCUUUAAUCUGACACGAUGGGACUAGAUGUUCUGCUCGGCGCUGCUCGCUUCUCUCCGGUCAGCCGACCCGUUGAGUUUGUGUUGGUGGAUUCCACCUUUGGUCUGACAGAUCUCCUGUGAUGUUGUGACGUGUAAUAUACAGUACAAGGACGUUUGUAUUUAGAUGUUUAUUCUAUGGACUUCUGCUCAGGGGUUUAGACUCUUACAAAGACCCUCUUUUGGAACACAAAUGGUUCACUAAGUAUCUGAAAACACGCAUGAACGGAACCCCAAAUGCUGCUUGGACGCCUGGUCGCUCCUCCGUGGUUAUCGUCUUGUUUGCGGUGAAGCGUCUCGCGCCCCGGCUGCUCCUCGUCCCACGUCGCUUUGACUUGAUCUGCACUGGAAGGGACGCGUCGUGAAGCUGUGGAUGAGCUCAUGUUGCCGACUGUUCCACGCGUUCACCAAACGAGUCUUUGUGUCAUACCAAUGUGCGUUUUGUACACUUUGUAAACGGAUGAAAACAAAAGAAACGUUAACAACGCAGGCCGCCGGAGGGACUUCACUGAUCUGCUCUUUAAUCAAGAAUUAUUUUUAACUUGAAUGUCCGCCAACAUCUUCUGUUUUUAUUUUGUCUUUCUGAGAUGUUAGAAAAGCGAGCUCCUGAAGCUAAAAACACUUGGACUUUUUUUUUUUUUUUUCUCCCAUCUUUGCACGAGUUGCACUACUGACCGAGUUGUACAAAUAUUCACCUGUACAUGAGUGUGGUGCUCAAUAAAGCUUGGUAUACUUCUA
Messenger RNA from Gasterosteus aculeatus aculeatus (three-spined stickleback), 6071 nucleotides. It is a transcript of the gene sbno1, whose product is annotated as strawberry notch homolog 1 (Drosophila). Gene Ontology annotation, cellular component: nucleus. Gene Ontology annotation, molecular function: histone binding; chromatin DNA binding. Gene Ontology annotation, biological process: regulation of DNA-templated transcription. The record is from RefSeq and is a predicted model, not a curated record. NCBI's taxonomy places the organism in Eukaryota, Metazoa, Chordata, Actinopteri, Perciformes, Gasterosteidae.